Populus trichocarpa (black cottonwood) is the source of this 3729-nucleotide messenger RNA. RefSeq names its product E3 ubiquitin ligase PQT3-like. Gene Ontology annotation, biological process: ubiquitin-dependent protein catabolic process; mRNA processing; protein ubiquitination. The transcript is spliced from 15 exons. Lineage: Eukaryota; Viridiplantae; Streptophyta; Magnoliopsida; Malpighiales; Salicaceae. Gene Ontology annotation, molecular function: ubiquitin protein ligase activity; zinc ion binding. The record is from RefSeq and is a predicted model, not a curated record. Gene Ontology annotation, cellular component: nucleus. Bases 823 to 3384 code for a protein of 853 amino acids.
ACGUUAUCUCUAUCACCUCCCUCUUUAUAUACUCGCCCGCAGCCUAAUAUUUCUCUCUCAACUGAAAAUCCCUAAACAAUCCUCAUAAUCGAGUUUUGUCUAUCUCUGUUCGACAAACCCUAACCCUAACGCUCUAUCCUUUCUCGCUCCAUCACAACAUGAGCUUUCUCGAAGAAUUCCUCUAAAUCUCUCGAUUUCAGGGUUUUCGCAUUGAAGCUUUAAUCAAUCACCUUCUAUGAUAAUCAUCGCUGGACCGAGAUUGUUUUCAAGUUCGUAUUUUUUCUCGGUGAUUGAGGAUUUGACGACUUUUGGCUAAUCGGAUCGGGUUAUGAAGAUUUGAAUCGGUUGAUUUAUCAGAUUCAAUCAUUUCCCAAUCAAGAUCGAAGAAUUUUGGGGGUUAUUUUGCUUUUUCUGCGAUCUUUCAAUUACCAUUAACAAGUUCCGAACUUGUUCGAUUGAGUUAGACUACCACCUGAGGUUUCUUGUUUCAAGGCUUUGAUUGGUGUGAUUGCACUCGAAGAUAGGAACUUUCUGCAAUUGGUUCGAUUUUGAAGGGUUUCUUCGAAAAGAGGCGCGCCAAGCAAUAGACAACGAACAGAAGUUCUUCAUUAGUUGGUUUGGUUGAUUCUACUUGAGGAAGAUAGAAAACAAGAGAGUUCAAUUUUUAUUUUUAUUUUUGUAUUGUUAUCUUUUUUGAGUUGAAUAGCAGGCCCUUGUUUUUUGAGAGGCCUUUGAUUUCCCCACCCCUCUUCCUAGUGCUGUUGUUCUGAUAUCUGAUAAUAUUUUUUUUAUUAAAUUACUGGAAAGAAAAAGAAAAAGGCAAUGGCUGUGUAUUACAAAUUUAAGAGUGCUAGAGAUUAUGAUUCAAUCUCAAUGGACGGUCCAUUUAUUUCCGUUGGUACCUUGAAAGAAAAAGUUUUUGAAUCAAAGCAUUUGGGAAGGGGUACUGACUUCGACCUUGUUGUCACUAAUGCCCAAACCAAUGAAGAGUAUCUUGAUGAAGCAAUGUUAAUUCCCAAAAAUACCUCUGUAUUAAUACGCCGGGUUCCAGGAAGGCCUCGCAUGACCAUUGUUACAGAGCAAGAGCCAAAGUUGGAAACUAAAGUGGAGGACACCCUUCCAGAGAAGGGUAGUUUUACAGGUGCUGAUUCAUCUGCCAUGAAUUUUACUGAAGACAACGAAUGGGAUGAGUUUGGAAAUGAUUUAUAUUCCAUUCCUGAUGUACUGCCUGUUCAGUCUAAUAAUCCACCUCCUGAUGUGGUCCCUACAAACAAGGCUGACGAGGAUGACAGAAUUAAGGCACUAAUUGAUACUCCAGCUUUGGACUGGCAGCGUCAAGGUGCUGAUGGCUUUGGUGCUGGUAGAGGUUUUGGAAGGGGAUUUGCUGGAAGAAUGGGUGGGCGUGGUUUUGGCUUGCAGCGGAAAACACCUCCACAAGGCUAUGUAUGCCACAGAUGCAAGCUUCCUGGGCAUUUUAUUCAGCACUGCUCUACAAAUGGUGACCCUAAUUACGAUAUUAAAAGAGUAAGGCCUCCAACUGGUAUUCCAAAGUCAAUGCUGAUGGCGACCCCAGAUGGCUCAUAUGCUUUACCUAGUGGCGCAGUUGCUGUUUUGAAGCCAAAUGAGGCUGCUUUUGAGAAAGCAAUUGAAGGCUUACCUUCCACACGGCCUGUUGGUGAUCUUCCACCUGAACUUCACUGCCCACUUUGUAAGGAAGUUAUGAAGGAUGCAGUCUUAACAAGCAAAUGCUGUUUCACAAGCUUCUGCGACAAGUGUAUAAGAGAUUACAUCAUUGAACAGUCAAAGUGUGUAUGUGGGGUAUUAAAUGUCCUUGCAGAUGAUCUUCUUCCUAACAAGACUCUUAGGGAUACGAUCAAUCAUAUCUUGGAGUCUGGUAACAGUAGUGCUGAAAAUGCAGGAAGUACCUUUCCAGUUCUAGAUAUGGAGUCUGCACGCUGUCCACCGCCAAAGGUUCCAUCACCCACACGGUCUGUUGCAUCCAAGGGAGAACAACAUAAGCUGUCUCCUGGUAAUGCAGAAUCCCCAAAUUUAAACAAGGAAAUAACAGAAGAGGAGAAGCCUGUUAUUGCUUCUCAGCAAGUCCCUGAGAAAGUGAGGACUGCCAAAGCUGCAGAUGUAUCUGAGGCUACCCACGAGUCGAUGAGUGUGAAGGAGCCAGCAUCACAAGGAAGUGCUCCACUGCCUGAGGAAGAAGUGCAGCAGAAGCUGGUUCCUAUUGAGGCUGGGAAGAAAAAGAAAAGGAAGAAAGUUUGCAUGCCUCCAAAUGAUUCGUGGAGAGCUUCUCAGGAUCUUGCAGCUGAGAGCUAUGUGAUGCCCAUGGGUCCCUCUGCUUUUAAUCCGUAUUGGAGUGGCAUGCAACCUGGAAUGGAAGGAUACAUGCCUCCUUAUCCAGGUCCAAUGCCAUAUAUGGGUUAUGGAUUAAGUCCCUUGGACAUUCCAUUUGGGGGUGUUAUGCCUCCAGAUCCUUUUGGAGCCCAGGGUUAUAUGAUGCCUAUUGUUCCACCUCAGAGGGAUCUUGCUGGAUUUGGAAUGAAUAUGAAUCUUGGACCUCCUCUAAUGAGCAGGGAGGAAUUUGAGGCCCGCAAAGCUGAUGUCAGGAGACGUCAUGAAAAUGAGAGACGAGCUGAGAGGGUGUUUUCCAGAGAUCGGGCAUUGGGUAGGGAAGUGAGCAGCAGUGGUGAUGUUUCUUCAAUGAAAUCUAAGUCAAUACCACAAUCCAGCGGCGAUCCCCACCAUCAUCACCGUCGCCGGUCUGAGAGAUCAUCACCAGAACGGUCAGCACGAGAGCUUGACCCUUUACCACCGCGCCCGUCUAAAAGAAAGUCCGACCACCACCAUGAACACAGCGACAGAGAUGCUGAUGAUUUUGAAUGCCACAAGCGUGACCGCAGUGACCGUGAUCACCGCCACCACCCCCGCAAUCGCUCAGAAUCCUCUUCCAAAGCUGUCUCUGAGACAACCACUAAGCCAGCUUCAACAACAGCAACAGACCGCAAUCAUAAAGUAAGUGUGUUCUCUCGCAUUAGCUUUCCAGCAGAAGAAGAACCCGCCAGUAAGAAGCGCAAGGUUUCUUCCUCUAGUGAAGCAGCACCAGCGGGUGGUGGCGGCGGCCCUGCAUCUUCUGCACAUCACAAGUCAUCAUCUCCAGUUAAUAAUGGCUACUAUGAUGACUAUAAGUCAUCUUCUGUGAAGGCUAGAACGAGCAGUAGCAGUGCUGCUGCAGCUGCCAUGGACUACGAGUCCAGUGAUGAUGACAGGCACUUUAAGAGGAAGCCCUCUAGGUGUGAGCCAUCACCACCACCUCCAGUAGAGUGGGAGGAGGUUAAGCAUUCAAGAAGGGAAAAGGACCGGAGGCAUAGAUAGAGAAAGGAAGAUUGUCUUUUUGGUUUAUACGAAAGCUGGUCUUUUUGUUGAAGGAAAAUGAAAGCCAGUGGAGCAGCUGUCUUCCUGUUAUUGGAGCAAGGUGGAGUUGUAUUAGUUGUUUGUGGCCAAGUGGAUUCUCUCUUGAGAAAGGUGGAAAUUAUGUGGAAGAUUGUACAUGGAAUAAAAUGCUUCAAAAAUCAAAAUGGGAGGGACAACUGUGCAAUUCGAGAGAAGGCGAUGAUUCUAUCUAUGGCAUGCGAGUUUGUAACAAAUGACCCGAUAUUUUGAGUUUUGUACUCCCAUUUUAAGCUUAUAUAAUAAAUUCAAAACUAAUUUCCUCCCAAA